This is a messenger RNA of Helianthus annuus (common sunflower), 1035 nucleotides long. RefSeq lists its product as uncharacterized. The coding region runs from base 1 to 1035 and encodes 344 amino acids. Lineage: Eukaryota; Viridiplantae; Streptophyta; Magnoliopsida; Asterales; Asteraceae. The transcript has 4 exons. The record is from RefSeq and is a predicted model, not a curated record.
AUGGCAAACAUGCAGGUUAAUUCUAACACUGCGUGGACUUCAGAUGUUUUUGAUACAGGAGCCGAGUCUCACGUCACAAAGGAACCAGGUAAAAUCGUAAUCCCUGACUCUAAUACUGCUAGGUUGGUGGUUAAUGGUAAUGCUCAAACGGUUGGUGUGGAUUGUGAUGAAACGUUUAGUCCUGUGGUCAAACCGGCCACUAUUCGCACAGUUUUGUCUCUUGUUGUGUCUCGCGGUUGGCACAUUCAUCAACUGGAUGUCAAGAAUGCUUUUCUUCAUGGGGAUCUACAUGGAGACUGUGCUCCGAGAGCUUGGUACACUCGUUUUGCUAACUUUAUUACCUCCAAAGGGUUUCGUAGCAGUGCUUGCAGUGCUUGUGACCAGUCGUUAUUUGUUUAUCAUCAGGACUCGUCUAACAUUGCAUAUUUAUUGCUGUAUGUGGAUGAUAUUGUUCUAACUGCUUCUAAUGAUCGUCUCUUAAACGACAUUAUUAGCACGCUUUCCAGGGAAUUUGCCAUGACUGACUUAGGCCAUUUGCAUCAUUUUUUGGGAAUAAACGUCACUCAGCAGAAGAACGGUAUUUUCUUGUCUCAAGUCCAAUACGCCAAAGACAUAAUUGCCCGUGCAUUAAUGCCAGCUUGCAAACCAUGCUCGACGCCGGUUGAUCUGUCUUACAAAUUGAGUGCUACCGAUGGCUCUUUGUUCUCGGAUCCGACUUUAUACCGAAGUUUGGCUGGUGCUCUACAAUAUUUGACUUUUACUCGUCCAGAUUUGUCUUAUGCGGUUCAACAGGUGUGUACGAUUGAUUAUGGUAUACGGCUUGUGCGUUCGGCUUCUCAUGACUUGGUUGCUUAUUCUGACGCUGAUUGGGGUGGUUGCCCGGAUUCGAGACGCUCCGUAUCCGGUUAUUGUGUUUUUCUCGGUGAUAAUCUUAUAUCAUGGUCUGCUAAACGUCAGCCUACGGUCUCGAGGUCUAGUGCAGAGGCCGAGUAUAGGGGUGUUGCAAAUGCAGUUGCCGAAACAACUUGGAUAUGA